This is a messenger RNA of Arachis stenosperma, 681 nucleotides long. RefSeq names its product protein CYCLOPS-like. The coding region runs from base 1 to 681 and encodes 226 amino acids. Lineage: Eukaryota; Viridiplantae; Streptophyta; Magnoliopsida; Fabales; Fabaceae. Gene Ontology annotation, cellular component: nucleus. The transcript has 6 exons. The record is from RefSeq and is a predicted model, not a curated record. Gene Ontology annotation, molecular function: sequence-specific DNA binding. Gene Ontology annotation, biological process: arbuscular mycorrhizal association.
AUGGUGCCUCAACAUGGUGAUGGUAUUGACACUAUGAAACAAGAAGCAGCAAAUUUAACUGGGAUUGAUUAUCGCUCGAUGUAUGAGCUUCCAAACCAGCAGCGAUCAUUCAUGACUUCAUCCAACUCCUCUUCAUCUACCUUCAAGACACUUCAAUUUGGUGAUGCAGAUAAAGUUUCAUCUUCUGUGAGCAUACUAAAAGACACACUGCAACGCAAGAUAACCGAGAAGGAAGCCACAGAUAAAAGCCUAAAUGGAAUCUUUUGUCCUCAAGAACCUGUUUUCCACAGAAAAUUGGAGUCAUCAGAAGCCAGGACAGCUUCACAAGAACCUUCUCAAAGUGAAUCCUCUGUUGCUGCACCUGUUGUCUCCUCUGGUUUAGAUGCUUGUGAAGGUUUCAGAGAACAGAUAAUGGAUAAUCUCAAAGAUGACCGAAAGAGGAGAAGUCUAGACAGAUAUGGAUCUGUAUCAAUGGCUGAGGCAAAGGAAAGAAACUUAACACCAUCAGUUCCCUCGGACAUGCAAGCUGUCUUGAAGCGUUGCGAGACCCUUGAAAAGGAAGUCCGGUCGCUAAAAUUUAAUCUGUCCUUCAUGAAUAGGAAGGAUUCUGAACAGACAAAACAGCUAGAAGACCUUCAGAGGCAGAACAAGAGUUGGCAGAUGAAAAAGAGCACCUCCUAG